This is a messenger RNA of Leucoraja erinaceus (little skate), 5414 nucleotides long. RefSeq names its product RAS-like, estrogen-regulated, growth inhibitor (gene rerg). NCBI's taxonomy places the organism in Eukaryota, Metazoa, Chordata, Chondrichthyes, Rajiformes, Rajidae. The record is from RefSeq and is a predicted model, not a curated record. Bases 442 to 1041 code for a protein of 199 amino acids. Gene Ontology annotation, molecular function: GTPase activity; GTP binding. The transcript is spliced from 5 exons.
CCCGCACUCCGGUCCGUGUGUUGGAGGUGGCCGGGGGGUGGGAGGGUUACAGUGUGUGUCGGUGGUGUAUCGCAGCCCAGAGGGCGAGCGCUUCUCCCGUGAGUGGCCGGAUCGCUAGCAGCUCGCCCCCCCACAUCACGCACACCCCUCCUGUCCUAUUGCAAAAAAAAACUCCCUUUGCAAAUUGCAAUCUGCCAGAGCGGCUCAUCGUGCGGCUGUGGUCUGCGAGGAUUCCUGCCCAGGACUGGGUUGUUGCAGCGGGUCAGAGAAACAGCCCGGUGUGUGUGUGUUUGCUCGGGGCUAGUGUGGUUUUGCAGCACCGUGCUUCACAUGGGUGGUGCUCCAGAGGGAAUGAGAUGGUGAGGAUUGGCUUGGGCUCAGAUUGCUGUCGUUUUUGCUGCUGUGCGUUUGCUGGCUGAUUGAGAUCCCCGUCACUGUGCCAUGGCAAAGAGCGCCGAGGUGAAGCUGGCUGUCUUUGGGAGAGCCGGCGUGGGCAAGUCAGCUAUCGUGGUCAGGUUUCUCACCAAGAGAUUCAUCUGGGAAUAUGAUCCUACAUUGGAAUCAACCUAUCGCCAUCAAGCCACCAUCGAUGAUGAAGUGAUUUCCAUGGAAAUCUUAGACACUGCUGGGCAGGAAGACGUCGUUCAGAGGGAGAGCCACAUGCGUUGGGCAGAGGCCUUCAUCUUGGUUUACGACAUCACGGACCGGAUCAGUUUUGAGGAGGUAAUUUCGUUGAAGAACUUUCUGGACGAGAUCAAGAAGCCCAAAAACGUGACGCUCAUCCUGGUGGGCAACAAGGCCGACCUGGACCACUCCAGGCAGGUUGCCACGGAGGAAGGGGAGAAGGUGGCGACAGAAAUGGCCUGCGCUUUCUACGAGUGCUCGGCCUGCACCGGAGAGGGCAACAUCAACGAAGCCUUCUACGAACUGUGCCGCGAGGUGAGGCGCCGCAAAAUGAUCCAGGGCAAGACCCGGCGGAGAAGCUCCACCACUCACGUCAAGCAGGCCAUCAACAAAAUGCUGACCAAGAUCAGCAGCUAAAUCCCCCGCGCGGGGAAACUCUCUCUGAGAACUGAGGAGAAACUGCAGCCGCGUGAUAGAAAACAGCUGAGGGUGUUAGCUUCCCAAAGUCACCUGAAUGGACUAAACCAAGCAUCAUUCUGACAGGGAAAAAAAAAAUGGUGUACGAGUCACAGAGUCAUUCAGGCCCUUCUGCCCAACUCCAAGAUGUCCCAUCUAAGUUAGUCCAACCUGCACAUAUUUGCUCCAUAUUCCAUCAAACCUUUCCUAUCCAUGAACCUGUCCACAAGUCUUUUCAUAGAAACAUAGAAACAAACAUAGAAAAUAGUUUUGUCGGAGUAGGCCAUUAGACCCUUCGAGCCUGCACCGCCAUUCAAUAUGACCAUGGCUGAUCAUCCAACUCAGUAUCCUGUCCCCUCCAUACCCCCCCGAUCCCUUUAGCCACAAGGGCCACACCUAACUCCCUCUUAAAUAUAGCCAAUGAACUGGCCUCAACUACCUUCUGUGGCAGAGAAUUCCAGAGAUUCACCUCUCUCUGUCAAAAUGUUCUAAUCUUGGUCCUAAAAGAUUUCCCCCUUAUCCUUAAACUGUGACCCCUUGUUCUGGACUUCCCCAACAUCGGGAACAAUCUUCCUGCAUCUAGCCUGUUCAACCCCUUAAGAAUUUUGUACGUUUCUAUAAGAUCCCCCCUAUAAGAUCCAAGAUUCAUAAGUUGUACGGGCAGAAUUAGGCCAUUCGGCCCAUCAAGUCUGCUCCACCAUUCAAUCGUGGCUGACCUAUCUCUCCCUCUCAGCCCCAUUCUCCUGCCUUCUACCCAUAACUCGUGACACCCAUACCAAUCAAGAAAGCCUUUUAAAGGCUGUUAUAAUACCUGCCUCAACUACCUCUGGCAGCUCGUUCCAUAUACCCACUGCCUUUUGUGUGAAAAAGUUCCUAUCAUAUCUUUCCCCUCUCAGCUUAAACCUAUGCCCUCUGAUUCUUGAUUCCCUUACCCUGGGUAAAAGACUCCGUCCCCUCACCCUAUCUAUCUAUUCCCCUCAUGUUCUAUAAUAUAUUACCAUGUAUAAGAGUGUGUGUCAAACUAAUAACCCUUGUGUACAGGUUUACUGAUUCAUUCCAAGGUGAAGCGGGCUAAAGUGAAAUUGUAAAACCACUUUGGGUUUUGAAACCUUUUCACAGGUGCACUCAUUUUAAGUUCUAUUGCAGUGUUGUGGGCCUGGAACACACUGCCACGGGUGGUGAUGGAGGCAGAUACAAUAGUGGUGUUUAAGAGGCUUUUAGAUCGGCCAUGCAAGUGCAGGGAAUAGAGGGAUAUAGAUCCCGUACAGGCAGAUGUGAUCAGUUUAACGGAACCAUGUUCGACACAAACAUUGUGGGCCAAAGGGCCUGUUGCUGUGUUAUACUAUUUAGUUUAGAAAUACAGUGUGGAAACAGCCCCUUCGGCCCAUCGAGUCCAUGCUGACCCAUCGAUUAUCCGUACACUAGUUCUAUCCUCCACACUAGGGAAAAUGUACAGGAUCCAAUUAACCUACAAACCUGCACGUCUUUGGAAUGUGGGAGGAAACCGGAGCACCCGGAGGAAACCCAUGAGGUCACGGGGAGAAGGUGAAAACUACACACACACACACGCUCACGCACACACACACGGAUACACACACACACACACACACAUACACACAGCUCCCAAGGUCUGGAUUGAACCGGGGUCCCUGACGCUGUAAGGCAACAGCUCAACCGCUGUGCCACUGUGCUGCCCUUCAACGUUCCAAUUAAGUUUUCCCGUUCCCCUUGGAAUUAAACGUGUGAGAGUGUAGGGAACAUGAUUCCUUCACCAGCAGAUGGAGAUCAAGUUUACCUGGUGGUGGUAAGGACAGGUCUACAGAUCAGGUUGGGCCUGGAGUCAGUUCAUGGUCCGCUCUGGGGCAGCUGAGCUCAGGAGACAGCCUCGUGAGAAGGUUCCUUUGGCACACACUCCCAAUUACUUCAGAGUCGGCCACUCGCCAUAGGUGUGAAUGUUUGCUCAUUUAGAGGAAGGGAUUGAAUUUGCCUGCCUGUCUGUCCCCCCACCCCCACCCCGCCUUUCCCUAUGCCAACCACCCCUCCCUUCAUACCCCCAUCCAACCAGGCUCAAACCAAUGACCAGAGAACUUCUUCACUGCCGUGAAAACUGGUCACAAAUAAGGGCAAUCAGCUCCGAUGGAAUUGGAUUCUUGGCUCCCACUAGAGACAACACAUAGAACAGUACAGCACAGGAGCAGGUCCAUCGGCCCGCAGUGUCUGUGUUGAACUUGAUGUCAAGAUCAACUCUUACCUGCCUGCACCUAACCCAUAUCCCUUCAUUCCCUGCAUAACCAUGUUCCUAUCUAAAAACCUCUUCAAAUGCCACUGUUAUAUCCGCUUGCACCACCACCCCCAGGCAGAGCAUCCCAGGCACCCAUCACCCUCUGUGUAAUAAAAAACUUGGCCUGCGCAUCUUUAAACUUUGCCCUUCUCACCUUGAACCUAUGCCCUCGAAUACUUGAAUUUCCAUCCUGGGAAAAAAGGUUUUGACUGUCUAUCCUUUUUAUGCCUCCUAUAAUUGUAAACACUUGUGUCAGGACUCACCCUCAACCUCCAACGCUGCAGAGAAAACAAUCCCAAGUCUGACCAGCCACUUCUUCUAGCUAACACCUUCCAAUCCAGGCAUCAUUCUGGUUAACCUCUCCCACACCCUCUCCAAAGCCUCCACAUCCUUCCUGUAAAUGGGGCGAUCAGAACUGCACACAAUGCUCCAAAUGAGGCCUGAGCAACGUCCUAUAGAGCUGGACCUUGUAAGGGCAGGGUGAUGAAUUGGACAAGAUCUUUGUUGUACAUUGAUGUAAUACCCACUAAUAAACGGAGAGAGGAACGAUUUUUAGAUUGCAAAUAUAUGUGAGCUGCUUUCAAAUCUUCAGAUAGCAUUGGGUCUUUUUAUUGAAUACCGUGUUGGUUUAUUAGGUCCCGCAAAUCUGCAGCUUGUUUAUCGAAGGUUUUGCUGAUAAAAUCUAGUUUAUGCUUUGCUUGGAAAUACUGUCAGUCCUUUUAAUAGAAUCAGCUGGAGUUUACUAUUAAAUCUAAGCUUGGCUAUCUCACAUCUGCUGCUUACCCACCACUGUGUACAAUGAAUGCAAGGAUGACGGCUUUUGUUAGUUGAUGUUGCGGUGACUCAAGAUUCAAACGAUUACAUUAAAUAAAUUAAUCAGUUAUUAAAGUAGCAAACAAGUGCUAAAAAUAUAGAAGGUUUUUAUGUUACAUGUAAUCUUUCCACAUGUUCUUUUUUCCCCAUGGGAAGUAAAUUUAUUGGUUGUUUAAAAAUAAAUGUGCUCAAUGAUUUUAGUUAAGGAAGUCCAAAUGAAUUAAAACGCAAAGGUAAUGUUCUUACCAAGUCCCGCUGAUUACAAAUUUAAUACUUUACAAAUUCAGAAUUAAGUGGCACGAUUUUGAAAAUGGGGUAAAAAGAAAGUGUUGGAGGAACUUGUGUAGGAAGGAACUGCAGAUGCUGGUUUAAAACGAAGGGAGACACAAAAAGCUGGAGUAAUUCACCGGGACAGGCAGCAUCUCUGGAGGGAAGGAAUGGGUGAUGUGUCGGGUCGAGACCCUUCAGACUGAAGGUCAUGGGAAAGGGAAACGAGAGAUAUCGUCACCCAUCCCUUCUCUCCAGGAAUGUUGGAGGAACUUAGCAGGCCAUGGAGUCAUACAGUGUGGAAACAGGCCCUUCGACCCGACCUGCCCACACCGAACAACAUGCCUCAUCUACACUAGUCCCACCUGCAUGAGUUUGGCCCAUAUCCCUCUAAGCCCAUCCUGUGUUCCCGUAAUAUUAAAAAUAUCUUAUCAUGUACCUGUCCAAAUGUUUCUUAAGCAUUGUGAUAGUGCCUGCCUCAACUGCCUCCGGCAGAUCGUUCCAUACACCCACCGCCGUUUGUGCUAAACAAUGGCCCUUCAGUUCCCCAGGCUCUCAGGGUCAGGCAGCAUCUAUGGAGGGAGCAGGCAGAUUACUUUUCUGGUCAGGACCCCUCUUCAGAUCAGUCUGAAGUGGGGUCCCAACCGAAAACUGUCCAUGUCCCUCUACAGAUGCAGCCUGACCAGCUGAGCUCCUCCCAAAGAGUUCUUUGCUCAAAAUUCCAGCAUCUGCAGUCUCCUGUGUUCCCAUAAAUAUUAAAAAUGUCUUGUCAUUUAUUUUUUCUGCAGUAAAAAAAUGUCCCUGUGCACAAUUGAUUCACUUCUCCAAUGCAUUCCAAGUUUUGAAUACUGAACAAAUGUACAAUAGAUGUCUCCUGGUAUAUAUUUACUGACUCAUCAUUGUUGUAACCGGCUUUGUCAUGUAAAAUAAAUCCUGAAAUAUUUGCUAUUCUUCAAAACGAUUGACACAUUUC